AUGGCGCAGGCCCCAUCGAUGGUGUCGCGCGUUGGCCGCACGAACCAACGUUACGGUGCCAUGGGCGAGCGCCUUGUGGCCGGUGUCGUCCCGCUCUCUGCUGACAAGACAAAAGUUCUCAUGAUUCAAUCUGCCGGCCCCGGAGGAUGGGUUCUGCCCAAGGGUGGUUGGGAACUCGAUGAGGCCACGCCCCAGCAAGCUGCCUGCCGCGAAGCUUGGGAGGAGGCAGGUGUCAUUUGCAGCAUCAAAGCCGAUCUGGGCCAGAUCAAGGAUACGCGCCCUCCUCCUUCAGUGACCCCCCAAGCUCCCAAGGCCUCUUAUCACUUCUUUGAGGUGACUGUGGACCGCGAGGAGAGCAAGUGGCCUGAGAGUCAUAAGCGCACUCGACGAUGGGUGAGCUUUGCCGAAGCUGAAAUUGCGCUGGCCAACCGGCCCGAGCUGCUUGAAGCUCUCCGCCGCAGCUCUAUGAAGCGCUAG
Penicillium chermesinum is the source of this 477-nucleotide messenger RNA. RefSeq names its product NUDIX hydrolase. NCBI's taxonomy places the organism in Eukaryota, Fungi, Ascomycota, Eurotiomycetes, Eurotiales, Aspergillaceae. The transcript has 2 exons. The record is from RefSeq and is a predicted model, not a curated record. Gene Ontology annotation, molecular function: bis(5'-adenosyl)-hexaphosphatase activity; bis(5'-adenosyl)-pentaphosphatase activity; endopolyphosphatase activity. The coding region runs from base 1 to 477 and encodes 158 amino acids. Gene Ontology annotation, biological process: diadenosine hexaphosphate catabolic process; diadenosine pentaphosphate catabolic process; adenosine 5'-(hexahydrogen pentaphosphate) catabolic process. Gene Ontology annotation, cellular component: cytoplasm; nucleus.